Molecule: messenger RNA, 3074 nt
Organism: Phyllotreta striolata
Lineage: Eukaryota; Metazoa; Arthropoda; Insecta; Coleoptera; Chrysomelidae
Source: the annotation of a GenBank genome assembly
UCGCAAUUGAAUUGCCGAUUUUACGGGCGAUGGGCGAAUCAAGUGCUAAAUAAAUUACACGAGUAGCGUAAACACAUGAAAUUAUGUCUAGACUGAUGGAAUAAAUAACGUUCACGCGAUUCGUUCGUUGGUAAAUUUUCCAAAGUGCAAGUACAAGCGGCAUCGACAUGAGUUUCACGUCGUUUUUCAAGAAGAGACCCCACAAAGAAGAAAACAACAUCGUCGUAAUAGGCACUCCGACGAACGUUAAUCAUGAUAUACACGUUACGGUGGACGAGAAGGGCCUCGUCACCGGAUUACCGUCUGCCUGGAUGAGGCAAAUCGGCACCCAAAUAACCAAAGACGAGCAAAGGGAAAACCCGUUAGUCGUUAAGCAAGUUUUGCAAUAUUACCACUUCUCCAUAAAGAAGGGCAACCAGGAGAGGCCAGAAUUUAAGCAUAUCGUUACCGAGAGGGAUAUCGUGGAGGAAUCCAAGCAAAUCGACCUUUAUACUCAAUCUAAGGAUGCACAUCAAAGCAAAGAUUCCCUAUCCGAUUCGGAUAAGGAGCAAAAGGAAAUCAAUCGGUGUUCGUAUCCGGUCAGGCCUCCGAGAAAAAUCGACGGAAGCAACUUGAUCCAGACGAAGAACCUAGCUCAAAACCUGGUCGAUUUGACGUUAGUGGAAAACGAGGAAGUGGAAUUUCGAGAUAAAUCGGGCUCGAGCGCCGAUUUGUUCGGGGACGAUGACGUAUCGAGACGGCGCAGCGGCCUCACCGACGAGGACUACAUGAUAGAAAUACGUAAGAUUUGCAACACGGGCAAUCCGGACGAUUACUACGAACGGAGCCACAAAGACUUGGGCUCGGGCGCUUCGGGCCUGGUGUUCGCGGCCACUUGCAAGAAAACUGGCGAAUGGGUGGCCAUCAAAGACAUCGAUAUGACGAAGCAACACAAGAAGGAUCUUCUGUUAAGCGAAAUUAAAAUAAUGAAGAAUUUCAAACAUAAGAAUUUAGUCAAUUUCCUCGACGCUUUCGUCGUCAACGACGAUCAUUUGUACGUGGUGAUGGAGCUACUGGACGGCGGCCCGUUGACCGACGUCGUCACCGAAACCGUCAUGAAAGAGGGACAAAUCGCCGCCGUUUGCUUCGAAGUAUUAAAAGCCAUCGAUUAUUUACACGAACGGGGCACCAUCCACAGGGACAUCAAGUCCGAUAACGUACUGUUAGGCAUGGACGGUACGGUGAAAGUGACCGAUUUCGGUUUCUGCGCCAACGUGAUCGGUAACGAGCAAAGGGAAACCAUGGUCGGUACGCCCUAUUGGAUGGCCCCCGAAGUGGUUACUAGACAGAAAUACGGUAAGAAAGUCGACAUUUGGUCGUUAGGUAUAAUGAUCGUCGAGAUGCUCGACGGCGAGCCGCCCUAUCUGCGCGAGCCGCCCUUGAGGGCGUUGUACUUGAUCACUGCCAAUGGAAGGCCGAAGAUAACGAGAUGGAAUACGUUGUCGGAGAAACUGAAGAGUUUCAUAGAUCUAACGUUGCAAGUGGACGUCGAUAAGAGGGCCACCGCCAAGGAAUUGUUGCUCCACGAGUUUUUGGACGAGAAAAUGGAGCUGAAAACGCUCACUCCUCUUAUUAGAGCGGCUAAAAAAAUGUUGCACAAAACUUAGGGAAAUCUACUCAAUUAGUUUAAUAGCGACCACGCACCUUUGGCUCAAUAAUUGCUUUUAAAUAAUCCUUUCGGGCCGUGCAAUUACACUUACUUUGCAUAUCGGAAUGUUGCCUACAUUGCAUUUUUUUUAACCUACUCUUAAUUGUAUUUUUGUUGAUUUCUUUUGUAUUUUUCAUUUGUAAAAUCGUUUUAAAAUUUACCAUCUAGGGAAAAAUCGAUGUUUUAUAAAUUUUUUUAUACUUAUUAAUAUGGGUACAUACCCAAAGGUAAAGUUAUAAUUACAAUUCAUGAUUGAGGCAUUUAAUUGGCUAUUUAACUAAUCUUUUGUUAAUCACUGGGCAUUCGCAUUAAGUUGAGUUAAUCACCCCCCGAGGUUGACUUAUUAAAUUUAUAUUCUAAUUUGAGGCUUUGAGAAAUUCUAUACAGGAUGACCUAUAAAAAAAGCAGAGUUCGGGUAGAAAAAAUUGAUUUUAUUUGAUUGAUGAUUGAUAAACCAUCAUCAUAUUAUUCCAUCCCUUUGCCCCAGCGACCCCCAACCCUUAAUAAUUGAAUAGGGAAUAUGAGUAUUAUAAGAAGAAAAGAAAGGUUUCUUUUUUCUGAAAAUAACAAAAAAAAUAUCAAAAUCCGUCGAUUCGUUUUUGAAAUUACAUUUAAAUUUACCUUUAAAGGUAAGAUGUCCCCUCGAUAUAGAAAUUGUCGUCUUUUACAUCGAUUUUCCAAAAAUCAAUUUUUUGUACGCAAAAACACCUGUUUCCUUUUCAAUGGGCCACUCUGUAUAUUAAAAUUUGUAAAUGUAUCGUAGACGAUAUCAGUGUGCCUUAAUUAUUUGUUGGUUUUAUAUAAAAUUAUGAAAGAUUCGCCUUUCGAAGUAGUAUUAAAUGUGGUUUGAUAGAUAAAAGCUAUAAGAUAAUUUCUGCUUAAUUCAGCGUUUAUUCGGAGCUUUAUUUAAUAUUUUUUUCGCAUUUAUAGUUACAAUAAAUAACUUUUUGUUUUUGCAUAAGAAAGUUAAGUUUUAGGUUGCAAAAAAAUCCCUGAUUAUUUCUAUUCUAUCUGCAAUAUAUUGCUGGUUUUUUAUAUAAUCGAGUAUGAUAAUUGUUUUUUAAUAUUUUUUUAAUAUUUAGGCCUAAUCUAACUUUUCAAGUGGGUUGUUAAUUUUACAUUAACAAUCCAUAUCUUAUAGACUGCUUGCUUCUCCAAAAAAUUAUUAUCAAUGGGGACUUUUCCAAGUAUUCAAUUAUUAUUCCAUCCAACUUUUUGAUGUAAAAGUAUUUUUUAUAACCGUGCAAUUUGCGCGAUUUUUUAACAUUUGUAUUUAAAUAUAAGAGAUGUGAUCUAUUUAUAGUAUGAAUAAAAAAAUAUCAAAUGAUUUUGAUUGAAUUACAUAAAAUGUGAAAUAUUUAGGACCAAAUAUUUUUAUACUUGUAGG